Echinococcus granulosus is the source of this 1620-nucleotide messenger RNA. Its product is annotated as Cyclic AMP-responsive element-binding protein 3-like protein 4. The transcript is spliced from 6 exons. Gene Ontology annotation, molecular function: cAMP response element binding; DNA-binding transcription factor activity, RNA polymerase II-specific. The coding region runs from base 1 to 1620 and encodes 539 amino acids. The record is from RefSeq and is a predicted model, not a curated record. Gene Ontology annotation, biological process: regulation of transcription by RNA polymerase II. Lineage: Eukaryota; Metazoa; Platyhelminthes; Cestoda; Cyclophyllidea; Taeniidae.
AUGGACUACGAUGUUAGUUCCGCCGCCGUUCUUGUCCCACGAAUCAGUGAGCAGCUCUCACAAAGCCUGAGCACACUGAAGGAUAGAUUCAUUCUUGACGAUAACACCAAUACGGAGCAGCCACCCAUUUCCCCUCUUUUCCAAUCCAUCCAGGAGGGAUGUCCUUCUGAUGUUAUUCCCUUUCACCAUCAGGAAGAGGUCGUAGCCACCAAUGGCUCUCAUGAUGCUACACUCCUUUCCAUAGGCGAUCUUGAUUCCAUCGAUGCUAAUGAUCUCUUUUCAUUCUUCCUCGAGGAUAUCCCCACUUUGGAUUCCACAGCCUUAGUUGAUGGCAAACCACAGGAUACUCUAACGUCUGUUUUUGAUGCACCUCUCGGUACAUCGCCACACUCUCCAUUGUCCUCUGAUCUUGAUAUUCCAUCGGACCUUCUUGAUCUCAUCGAUUCCUCGUUGAGUGGUUCAUUAAGACAAAAAUCAGGUUCCUCUUCCUCCUCGGACCCCCCCUCUCGGGAAAAAAUGAUCAUGGAUGCGAGCCCUUCCUACUGUUCAGAAGUAGAUGAUGAUCAAUACGGUAGUGGAGAUGAAGAGCAUAUUGAGCGAGCGAUGCCUUCCCGAAGACGAGGUCGGGGUGGUAAUUUUUCCAAUCCACCAUUGUGUCUCCACAAUGAGGAUCUGGCUCGUGGCAAACCUGGACAGCGGUUAGUUCUCACAGCUGAAGAGAAACGUCUUCUAGUUCAGAUGGGUCAACGCAUCCCGACAGCGUUUCCACUCACACGUGGUGAGGAGCGGGCGAUUAGGACUAUGCGUCGGAAGAUACGGAAUAAGCUCUCAGCUAAGGCAAGUCGCGCGCGACGCCAGGAGUAUCUUUCUAGGCUUGAAUCGCGGGUGGCUGAUUGCCAUAAGGAGAAUCAGCGUCUGCGUAGUCGUGUUACAGAGUUGGAAAAGGACAAACGCGGUCUGCUAGCAAACCUUCGCCAGAUGCGCUCCUACGUGGCCCGCUUGAUUGCAGGUACCUGGUCGGCAACAAACAGUGGCAACGGCUUGAAAAGUGAUUCCACCACACCUCCACUGCAGCCACUCUUACCUCUCACUGUACCUCGUCAAAAUCAACAUCAGCAACAACAACAACAACAACAGCGCCUGCGGAUGAAGUCAGGCAAACCGGCUAGUCUGCUGCUGGUGGCACUCAUGAUUCUCGCCUCUUCCACUAUCUUGCCUCUGCCCGGUUUGGAUGCACCUAUCUCCAAAGACGUUGCAGCUGCUGAUCAGGGUGUUCUUUCUGGUCGAUCUAGAGUUCUGCUGAACCAGAAGAUUGAAGAGGAUUACGCAUUGGAGCACAAAAGUGAGAACUCUCUCCCUCCUCCACCCUCCAUUGUCGAUCGUGCAACUGAUGCGGUGGAUGAUGGUCUCGGCGUCAAAACGAAAGUUCGCGUCUUGAAUAAGAGUGCCGAUCGAGUGAUUGUUCAAUCAGUAAAAGAAGAGGAGGGGGAUCAAUUUGAUCCAUUCCUGCUGCCGACAAAUGCGGGGAUGAAGGAAGGUCUGAUGCCUAAGGUGAAAAAAGGGCCAGAUAUUAGUCAUCAGAAAAGUGUUCUGAUGCCGUACUCGGUAGAGGAUCUUUGA